This is a messenger RNA of Anarrhichthys ocellatus (wolf-eel), 1730 nucleotides long. It is a transcript of the gene ackr3b, whose product is annotated as atypical chemokine receptor 3b. Lineage: Eukaryota; Metazoa; Chordata; Actinopteri; Perciformes; Anarhichadidae. The record is from RefSeq and is a predicted model, not a curated record. Gene Ontology annotation, molecular function: G protein-coupled receptor activity; chemokine binding; coreceptor activity. Gene Ontology annotation, cellular component: membrane. The coding region runs from base 165 to 1253 and encodes 362 amino acids. Gene Ontology annotation, biological process: G protein-coupled receptor signaling pathway; vasculogenesis; chemotaxis. The transcript is spliced from 2 exons.
GAAGAAGAGAGAAGGGGGUCUUCAGGGAGCCAGCCGCAUCGGUCCGUCUCGCACUUGCCUCGCGCUAUCAGCCGGAGACACCGUUAAACCCGCACCGGGACCCGGACUUCACCGAGAGGACCUGCACUCCCCCGUUAGACCCUUUUCCAGGUUGUGACAUCAUCAUGAGUCUGAGUGCCAGUGACAUCGGCGAGCUCAUGGAGCUAUGGGAGGAGCUUAACCUGACGGGCGACGCCCACAACCUGUCCCACGUGGAGACGCUGGUGUGUUCGGGCACCGUCGGCCACGCCGCCUUCCUCCACGUCCUCUCCGUCCUCUACGUCUUCAUCUUCCUGGUGGGGCUCGCCGCCAAUGCCCCGGUGGUCUGGGUCAACCUACGGUCCGGCGGGAACCGCUACGAAACGCACCUGUACGUCCUGAACCUGGCGGUGGCCGACCUGUGCGUCGUGGCCACGCUGCCGGUGUGGGUGACCUCGCUGCUGCAGGGUGGCCGCUGGCCGUUCGGAGACGCCGCCUGCAAACUCACCCACCUGGUCUUCAGCGUCAACCUCUUCAGCAGCAUCUUCUUCCUCGCCUGCAUGAGCGCGGACCGCUAUCUGUCCGUGGCGCGGUUCGCCAAUGCCCCCGACGGCCGCAGGAGGAAGGUGGCGCGCCGGCUGAUCUGCGUCCUGGUGUGGCUGCUGGCUCUGGCAGCCUCCGUCCCCGACACCUACUUCCUGCAGGCGGUGAAGUCGUCGCACCACGACGGCGCCGUGUGCCGGCCGGUGUACCCGGCGGACCGCCCCAGGGAAUGGAUGGUGGGCGUCCAGCUGAGCUUCACCGUGCUCGGCUUCGCCAUCCCGUUCCCCGUCAUCUCCGUCUUCUAUCUCCUCCUGGCGGCGGCGAUCCCCCCCAGCGCAGAUCAGGAGCGCCGCAUCAGUCGGCGGAUCGUCCUCACCUACAUCGCGGUCUUCCUGGUGUGCUGGCUACCGUUCCACGCCGUCCUCCUGCUGGACACGCUGUCGCUGCUCAACGUGCUGCCCUUCAGCUGCCGGCUGGAGAACUUCCUGGACGUGGCGCUGCACCUGACGCAGUGUUUCUCGCUGGUCCACUGCUGCAUCAACCCGGUCCUGUACAACGUCCUGAACAGGAACUACCGCUACGACCUCAUGAAGGCCUUCAUCUUUAAGUACUCCACCAGGACGGGGCUCGCCCGGCUCAUCGACGGCUCACACGCCUCAGAGACGGACUACUCGGUGGUGAACUCUUCUUAAGGAACCACCCAUUGCGUGAGCCGGUGGUUCCUCCCAAGAACCUCCUCAAGGAACCACCACUGGACUCGCAUCCCUCAGGGACUCAGCUGGUGAACUCUGGAACACUACUUAGUACUUAGACCAGGUGGACCACAUCAGCUGCUGGUCCUUGAUGGUCCAACACCUUGAUGGUGUGGGUCGUGGUGGUGGACAAGACUCUCCUGAUGUCAAAGCUUCCCGGGACUUGGGAGUACUUUUUAAAAACCUGGGAACUCUGUUUUGGGGAUAUCGUAGUAUUUACUUCACUUCAUGUAUCCAGCAAAAGUUACUUCAACAUUGAGUAACACUAUCCAGUAAAGACAUCAUAGUAUUAGUAUUAGCACAUUAACUCUGAGCUUGAAACCUGAUCUGUAUCUACUCCAGAGGAAACCACAGAAGAACUCCUUUGUUCUAUCAAACCUGUAAAUAUGAAGUAUUUUAUAUUCUGUGAAUAUAUUU